AUAAACCAGCUGAUUUUGACAUUUAAAAAUUUCAGGAAAAACAGGCUGUGCAUUUUCCUUUCCAGUUGAUUUUGGUUUCAAAUAAUAACGAAAAGGUUUAUCAAUUUGUUUUAAAAUGUUAGGGUAAAGCAUAAAACUACAUAAUGCAUAAGUUUACCGCUAUCCCUGUUCACAAAAUUCCCAAACCCAUUGGUGUGCAUACGAUAAGAACCAUCAUGCAGAAAGUGUUUGUCUAUGGUACUCUUAAACGCAACCAGCCCAACAACUAUUGGUUGCAAGACCCAAAUAAUGGUGUUGGCAACUUUUUAGCAGAUGGUUACACUAAGACAAAGUAUCCGCUGAUCAUUGCAACUAAAUAUAAUGUGCCGUUUCUGUUACACAGUCCUGGGAAUGGGCAUUUUGUACAAGGUGAAAUAUAUGACGUUGAUGAAAAAAUGCUAGGGAAACUAGACAUUUUGGAAGACCAUCCGAACUACUACGUACGGGAGAUUGAUGAUAUCGUUGUCAAGAAUACAUUAUCGAAACAUUCUCAAACUGAAAAAUGUUGGGUGUAUUUCUUGAAGAAUUUUAAGCCUGAACUGUUGCAGCGGCCUUUUUAUGACAAUUACGAUUCCCUGGGGAGCCAUGGGUUGCAGUAUAUGGACAGGUCUAAGCGAGAUCCCAAAUAUAAUCAUAAAAGCGAAAUAAAAUCAAAUCCAAGUAAUCACGUACGAUCCGAUCCUGAACCAACCCCACCAUGAUAUAUAAAAGGUCAGUAGAACAAUUUAAUCAAGUAUUAUUUUUCCCAAUUUAUUUUUAAU
Molecule: messenger RNA, 800 nt
Organism: Spodoptera exigua (beet armyworm)
Lineage: Eukaryota; Metazoa; Arthropoda; Insecta; Lepidoptera; Noctuidae
Source: the annotation of a GenBank genome assembly